Molecule: messenger RNA, 378 nt
Organism: Auanema sp. JU1783
Lineage: Eukaryota; Metazoa; Nematoda; Chromadorea; Rhabditida; Rhabditidae
Source: the annotation of a GenBank genome assembly
AUGUUAUUUAAAAUAUCUUUUAUUAUUAUUAUAAUUUAUGCUAAUAUCCAAGUUUAUGCGCAUUCGCCAACGUUCGUCGCUGAAUCUGGUCAACUGACGGUAGUGGACGAGAAUGCUGUUCUGCUUUCACCCAAACUAUCAACUCAGUUGGUUGACGGUGCCGUUCUUAAUCCAGCACUUCGACGACAUCGCCAUCGAAAACAUAUUGUCACCAAAAAACAGAUAACCAGAAGAAUAGUUGGCGAAGGUCGACGAAAACCAAGACGACCAGCUGAUGCGAAGGAAAUUGUUGAAAAAAAACUUCGACGCGGCACAAGUGCUAAUGCCAACGAUUGGACUUUAUUCCGACGAACCACAAUCGCCACGCCGACCCAUUAA